GGAGAAUUAGAAUGACUGUCUUGUAGAGUGCAAGUUCAUUGUAAGAUUGAAACUCCUUAAAGCUGAGCUAAGUUUAUACGCGUAAGGAUUGAAAAUGGCGUCACGUAAGAAGUUGUUGUCGUGCUUGUAUCUUUUGGGGGUCUCUUUUAUCCCCGCUGCCUUUUCUAGGUCAAUCCCAAUAGACAUAUCCUCAUCCUUCAACAGCAAGGCAUUCGGGACUUAUCCAGGGGAGGUCUCAUUCGACGGGCUUGGACAGUCGUAUCCCCCACCAGAUCCAGCACACACACCGUACUAUAAAUCCCUCACAACGGGCAUCGUAUAUUCGUUUCCGGGGUAUACAGGUGAGGAGAUUCCAGAUAAUGUGAUAAGCGCCGGCCAAAUCAUCCAAGUUCCAAACGAUGUCGCGCGCCGAGCGUUCUCCGCCUCGUUCCUGGUGUCUGGAGACAAGGAGUUCUAUACGGCAGCGGGAAACGUCACGUUUGUCUACACAGACGGCUCUACCUCGAGCUACGAGCUCCGAUCGCUAGAUUGGUUCAGCUGGCUCACUCUGAAUAGGGGCGAGAUCAUCUUCCCGUUCCGUUUCACGCCCUCCGGCGUCAACUGGAACACAAGUCAUAUUUUCGAGCGCACAGCGCCGCUCCUCCCAGGGAAAACCCUGCGCUCUAUUGCUUUGCCAGACGCAUCCGAUGAAAAUGGCAGGCUACAUGUCUUUGCCCUCUCGAUUUGCGCGGAGAAGGCGUCAGUGGCUGUUCAGGUUGUGAGGCCGACGCAGAAGUGGUUUGAGAUCGGCGAGCAGAUCGUUGAAGUCACGAUUAACAAUGCCGGUGAGGAAUGUGUCGCUGGACCUGGGAUUACGGUUAGGCUUGAUGGAGAGGGUUUUGCCACUACGAAGACAGGGACCCUGAAAAGGCUUUGCCCGGGCGACCAGAAGAUUGUUAAAAUUGGAGUGUCGGGAUCCCCAAAUGCACCAGUGAACGUCUCAGUAAUCAUUGAUGGCAAGACUGGCCGGCAGGUGUUCGACUUUCCUAAAAUGAAGAUUGGCUUGACAGAGUGGACAUCUGAGUUGGACAACCUUGCGCGGCACGAAUCGCCUGAAUGGUUUAACGGUGCUAAAUUUGGCAUCUUCAUUCACUGGGGCGUAUAUGCUGUCACAGGCUGGGGGAACUCGACACCCUACGAGAGUUAUGCAGAAUGGUUCUGGUGGUACUCUACGCAUCACCCUCAGGCGGACCCCUCCGGAUUUUACUCCUACAGGCUUCGCACAUACGGACCAGAGUGGGCUUACGACGACACGUUCCCGGACUUUACAGCAUCCAGGUUCGACCCGAAGGCAUGGGUGGAUUUGUUUGCGGAGGCCGGAGCGCAGUACUUCGUCAUCACAUCAAAACACCACGACGGCUUUGCCCUUUUCGACACUGGCUUAACGAGUAAUCGGUCCUCGACACAUUACGGUCCGAAGCGCGAUCUCUUGCGAGAACUCUUCGACGCCGCCGCCGAGUAUCAGCCUUCGCUCCGCCGAGGGACGUACUUCUCGCUGCCGGAGUGGUAUAACCCGGACUUCGGUCCGUACGGGUUUGACCAGCUGCCUGCCGAUUCCGUGCCAGGAACGAACUCUUGGCCGGGGGUAUUACCCCUGAACCCCUAUACUGGUGCUAUUGAGCCCUACACGGGACAUAUACCCGUAGAUGACUUCAUCUCCGACGUCAUGCUCCCGCAGAUGAGGAUUCUGGCAACCGAUUAUGAGACGGACAUCAUGUGGUGCGAUAUAGGCGCGGCCAACACAACAGCUGUGUUUGCUGCUGAAUGGUGGACUGCCACACGCGCUGUGAACCGGCAGGUGGCGAUCAACUCGCGAUGCGGCGUCGCGCAGGCAGCAGACUUCGAUACCCCUGAAUAUGCGACGUUUUCAUCCGCGCAAACGCGCAAAUGGGAGAGUAAUAUGGGCAUGGACCCGUAUAGUUACGGAUAUAACGCUGCGACGCCUGAUGAAGCGUACAUGAAUGCUAGCACGCUCAUCCACACACUCGUGGAUGUCGUAUCAAAAAAUGGGAAUCUGCUACUUGAUAUUGGUCCCCGUGCCGAUGGGACUAUUGUGAAGCCUGAAGUAGAUAGUCUCCGCGAGGCGGGAAGAUGGAUUAGGUCGCAUGGAGAAGCGCUGUUCAAUACGACGUACUGGUUCGUCCAGACUGAGAUAAAAGAGGCCGGGCUUGAUGUCCGCUUCACGCAGAAGGAUGACGCAUUUUACAUUCUGUUCCUGCAGAGGCCUGUACUUGACAACGGCAUGGUUAAAGUGCCGGCGCCGCUGCCGAUUCUAAAAGGCGACAAGGUUAGUCUAUUAUCGGUUAAGGGUGGCGAAAAUCUAGUGUGGAAUAUGACUAGCAGCGAGGGUCUAAGAAUCUUGACUAUCAAAUUGGAGGAUAAUUUGUUAGAAGACGAUGAGUUUUGUUGGGUAUUCAAAAUUAAGUACGCGUGAAAUCCAUCAAGGAUUCAACAUAUCCCGACAGAUUCCGGGUAUCAAUCGCCCCCGUUUA
Molecule: messenger RNA, 2531 nt
Organism: Xylaria bambusicola
Lineage: Eukaryota; Fungi; Ascomycota; Sordariomycetes; Xylariales; Xylariaceae
Product: alpha-L-fucosidase
Exons: 3
Coding region: 95-2473 (792 amino acids)
Biological process (GO): fucose metabolic process; glycoside catabolic process
Cellular component (GO): lysosome
Molecular function (GO): alpha-L-fucosidase activity
Source: RefSeq, a predicted model, not a curated record